Mucor mucedo is the source of this 411-nucleotide messenger RNA. RefSeq lists its product as uncharacterized. Bases 1 to 411 code for a protein of 136 amino acids. The transcript has 3 exons. The record is from RefSeq and is a predicted model, not a curated record. Lineage: Eukaryota; Fungi; Mucoromycota; Mucoromycetes; Mucorales; Mucoraceae.
AUGAAGAUUAUUUACGUUACUCAGGCUAUUCCACUUAUGUUAGCCCUAGCUCAAGUAUCACAAGCUGGACCAUUGGCGUAUGCCAUAUGUCAGAGUGGAUGCAAUUCUUUGGCCGUAGCUUGCUAUGCUUCGGCCGGUUCUGUCUUUGGUACUAUAACAGCUGGUCUUGGUACUCCUGCCGCAAUUCUUGGUUCUGGUUUGACAUUACAAGUACUAGAUAUCCCUUUAAGAGAUAUACUAGAAUACGCUUUCAUUGUAGGAAUUAUGGUUGCAUUGGUAGUCUGUUCUUUUGUAAUCAUGUUUAUUGCCUGUUUACCCGAGGAUAAAAAGUAUUAUCAUAGUACUCCCCAACGUCAAGACAACCGUUUCGGACGAGAAAAUGAAAAAACUUACAUAUAUUAUAAUCAUUAA